This is a messenger RNA of Baudoinia panamericana UAMH 10762, 648 nucleotides long. RefSeq lists its product as uncharacterized. The annotation marks the transcript as partial. The transcript has a single exon. The record is from RefSeq and is a predicted model, not a curated record. Lineage: Eukaryota; Fungi; Ascomycota; Dothideomycetes; Mycosphaerellales; Teratosphaeriaceae.
CUCCCCUCCCUCCUUCGCCCCACCACCUCCCGCGCCCUCCACCUCCGCAUCACCCCCCGCCCCUCCACCCUCGGCGAAACCCGCGAAAUCCUGCGCCUCGUCUCCCAAUUCGGCGAAAUCGAAUACUUCAAAAACCUGAAAUACGACGUCCUCACGCACCCACAAGCGAUGUUGGUCAUCUUCCGGGAGGAGAGUGCGGCGCGGGAGUGUUUCAAGAAGAGUCCGAUCCGGUUUCGGAUGGGCCGGGCAGUGACACCAGCACCAGCACCAGCACCAGCAUCAGCACCAAUGACGCAGAGGGGUGGAGAUGGUGCGGAGGGAGAGGGGAAGGAGGGAGAGGGGAAAGACGGGACGGCGAUGGCAGAGGAUGGGUGGCGGAUGUUUCAAAUCACCAACCGCAUGGCCCGCGUUCACUUCCGCGAUAAGAUCAACGCGAUGGAAUGUCAUGGUAGUUUCGCGGUUGAUACCAAAACCGCGGCGCAGCAGGAUUUGAAGGAUCGCGUGCCGGCGGUGGGGCUGAGUGAUUUGAACUUCCGUAAGGCGGAGAAGCCGUGGGGGGUGGCGAGGAGGCAGAGGGAGCGGGAUGCGGCGUUCAAUGGGAGUGGGAGGAGGAGGUCGUUGAUGGAGGUUUAUGAGGAGGCUUGGGGG